This is a messenger RNA of Lucilia sericata (common green bottle fly), 2811 nucleotides long. Its product is annotated as mucin-2-like. Gene Ontology annotation, molecular function: chitin binding. Gene Ontology annotation, cellular component: extracellular region. The transcript has 2 exons. The record is from RefSeq and is a predicted model, not a curated record. NCBI's taxonomy places the organism in Eukaryota, Metazoa, Arthropoda, Insecta, Diptera, Calliphoridae. Bases 67 to 2667 code for a protein of 866 amino acids.
GUUUCAUAUAUAAGGUUUGAUUUUGUAUUCCAAAAAUCAGACAGUUUAGCAAAUAGCAUCAGUAAUAUGAAGACUCUAUUUGUUUUAUCUUGUGUUUUGCUGGCAUUGGCCGCUACCACUACUCAGGCGGCCAAAUUAGAUACCACCCUUUACGCUAAGUACCUGUGUCGUAAUAAGCAAAACGGUUUCAAAGCUUUAGUACCGGGCAGCUGUUCUCAAUAUUAUGAAUGUCAAAAUGGUGAAUCUGAACUACGUGCUUGUCCCCGUUUCUUCGAUUCCGUGAAUCAAAAGUGUGUUACCAAAGAUACUGGUUGUAUGGAGACAUUGGAAAAUGAAGUAAAUGUACCGGCUGGCUGUAGCGGUCCUUGUUGUGGAAUCUCCAAUGGUUACGCCUUAGAUCCUAUUAAUCAACAGGUUUAUUAUGAAUGCAAGGAUAACUGUGUUGCCUCAAAGAACCUUUGUGAGGGUAAUUUAAUGUUCAAUUUACAGACUCAGAAAUGUAGUGCAGCUGAAAGCUGUGGUGAAGUUACAACACCAAAACCACCAUGCACUACUACUACAAAGGCACCAUGUACUGCAACAGAGAAACCUAUUACUACAACUUGUACAACAACAAUGACCACUUGCACUACAACAACAAAGCCCACUACUACACCAACAACCACUACAAAAACUACAACUACUAAAACUACAACAACAAAGACCACAACUACACCAACCACAACAACUACUACUUGUACUACAACAACAACCACAACUAGCACUACUACAAAAACCACCACUACUAAAACUACAACAACAAAGACUACGUCAACCACAACAACAACAACUUGUACCACUAGCACGACUACUUGCUCAACAACAACUACAACUUGCACUACUACAAAGCCAACCACUACAAAAACUACAACAACAAAGACCACUACAACACCAACAACAACAACUACUACUUGUUCAACAACCACCACAACUUGCACUACAACAACAAUAACAACAACGAAAACAACCACCACAAAAACGACAACAACAAAGACAACUACAACACCAACCACAACAACAACUACUUGUACCACAACAACCACAACUUGCACUACUACAAAACCAACAACUACAAAAACUACCACCACUAAAACUUCUACAACACCAACCACAACAACUACUACAUGUACCACAACAACGACUACUUGUUCAACAACCACCACAACUUGCACUACAACAACACCAAGCACAACGAAAACCACCACCACAAAAACUACAAAGACAACUACUACCCCAACCACAACAACAACUACUUGCACCACAACAACGACUACUUGCUCAACAACAACUACCACUUGCACUACUACAAAACCAACAACUACAAAAACUACCACCACUAAAACUACAACAACAAAGACCACUACAACACCAACCACAACAACAACUACUUGUACCACAGCAACGACUACUUGCUCAACAACAACCACAACUUGCACUACUACAACGACAAGCACAACGAAAACCACCACCACAAAAACUACAACAACAAAGACAACUACUACCCCAACCACAACAACAACUACUUGCACCACAACAACAACUACCACUUGCACUACUACAAAACCAACAACUACAAAAACUACCACCACUAAAACUACAACAACAAAGACCACUACAACACCAACCACAACAACAACUACUUGUACCACAACAACGACUACUUGCUCAACAACAACCACAACUUGCACUACUAUAAAACCAACAACUACAAAAACUACCACCACUAAAACUACAACAACAAAGACCACUACAACACCAACCACAACAACUACUACAUGUACCACAACAACGACUACCUGCUCAACAACAACUACAACUUGCACUACUACAAAACCAACAACUACAAAAACUACAACAACAAAGACAACUACAACCCCAACCACAACAACAACUACUUGCACCACAACAACGACUACUUGCUCAACAACAACUACAACCUGCACUACUACAAAACCAACAACUACAAAAACCACCACCACAAAAACUACAACAACAAAGAUAACUACUACCCCAACCACAACAACAACUACUUGUACCACAACAACGACUACUUGCUCAACAACAACUACAACCUGCACUACUACAAAACCAACAACUACAAAAACUACCACCACUAAAACUACAACAACAAAAACAACCACUACACCAACCACAACAACAACUACUUGUACCACAACAACAACCACAACUUGCACUACUACAAAACCAACAACUACAAAAAGCACCACUACUAAAACUACAACUACAAAGACUACUACUACACCAACCACAACAACAACUACUUGCUCAACAACAACCACAACUUGCUCAACAACAACUACAAAAGCUCCUUGCAAUGCAGUGACAACCACUACACCUCCUUGUCCCCUUGCCAUUGAUGCUGCACAAAGUCAAUCCGAACCUGCUAAACUUCCCAGUAACAAUAUCGAUUUGUACAUACGCUUCGUGUGCCGUAACAAACCAGAUGGCUUCAAAUUGGUUUCGCCGAACAAAUGCAAUGAUUUCUAUGUCUGCAACAAAGGUGAAGCAAUGUUUUUGAGUUGUGGCGAUAAUUACUAUAAUCCUUUGAAGGGCAUUUGUGAUUUGCCUGAAAAUACCAAUUGUCACUUGAGUCAAUUCAUUGCAUAAAUGUAAUAAUCAGAGUGUGACCUCUUUUUUUCGUUGGACUAAAGGAUGCUGCCAUUGAAAUGAUUAAAGAUAAAUUUGGGCUCAAAUUGAAUUAAAUAAAAAAAAAAAAUUUAAAUAAUAAAACGAUAUGAAGCAAUAAAAGUA